This is a messenger RNA of Nicotiana tabacum (common tobacco), 1482 nucleotides long. RefSeq lists its product as uncharacterized. Lineage: Eukaryota; Viridiplantae; Streptophyta; Magnoliopsida; Solanales; Solanaceae. The record is from RefSeq and is a predicted model, not a curated record.
AUGGCAGGAAAAGGAGAUGCAAGACAGAAAGUAAUAGCAGGCGCCACUACCAACAUUUUGAACACCAUCAACGAAGAUGGCAGGGAAGAUAAUGAGAAUGUGACGCCAAGCGCUACACCCAGGCAGAGUGAUUCACCUCCUCCUCAUGAAAGUAUAUACGAUGGUACUACAGACCCCGAAAAUCACAUCAUUCAUUACGUUACAACGGCGAAAGGCNGGUAUUCACAAUUACUGGCACAGUCAAUAACAAUAUUCGAAGAAAUGGCCGACAAGUUCGUCACCGCCCAUGCCGGGGCUAAAAAGGCGGAGGCUAGGGUGAAUGAUAUAUUCGCCGUUAGGCAAUCGCCUGGCGAGGGACUCAGGGACUUCCUCACCCGGUUUGACAGAGUAAGAAUGAGCCUAUCAAAUGUAUCAGAAGGAAUGGCGGUGGUAGCUUUCCAAAAAGGGUUGAACAGGAACUGGUCGAGAGCAACCAGAAAGUUAUUAAGCAGGCUCAUGAAAUACCCUCCCACCACUUGGGAAGAAAUCCACAACGCAUACUGCGCCGAGGUGAGAGCAGACGAGGACGACCUUAACGGUUCAACCCAACGAUUAACAUCAGUCCAAACGAGGUCGAGAAAAGAUCGUCGUAACAAUGGUCGAAGAGAUCAGUCAGUUCCCCACCUCAACCAAGAAAGGCAUCAACUCUACAUCAGAAUAGCCGUCCCACCGUCUCCUCGGCACGUGGAAGGGCCGUCCAGGCCACAUGUAGGGACUUACCGAAACGAAAGAGGUAUGCCUCCACUCUUAUCUGCUUACAAUUUUUGUGUUUCCCCUUCAGAAAUAGUGUACGCACUAGAGAAGCUGGGCACAAAGGUAAAGUGGCCACAAAAAAUGAAGUCCGACCCAAAUACCCAAAAGUUGAACGUCUUCUGUGAAUUUCAUCAGGAGCGAGGUCACAAAACCGAGGACUGCAUAGCCCUACGGCAAGAGGUAGUAAACAUGCUGAACCAAGGGCACCUGAGGGAGCUGAUGAGCGAUCGUGGACGAGCCAACUUCGGUCGCGGACGUGAGCAACACCAGGGCCCUCCAAAGCCACCCUCCCCCGCUCACACCAUCCAAAUGAUCAUCAGCGGGGGCGAUGAAGCAGCGAUCAACCACGUGAAGUUCACCACCACACACAAACUGAAGCGGUCGAUCUCCCACGAACGGUGUGACGACCUCGGAGACAGUAUCAUCUUCAAUAAGUCAGAUACCGAUGGUUUAACUUUCCCUCAUUUCGAUGCUCUUGUUAUUACUUUACGUAUUUUAGAUACUGAUGUGAAAAGAAUAAUGGUAGACGACGGAAGUGGCGCGUGUAUUAUCCAUCCUCGAGUUCUCACACAAAUGAGACUCGAAGACAAGAUAGUACCAUGUUGCAUAACACUAACAAGUUUUAACAAUGCAGUUGAGCGAACCUCAAGGGAGAUAGCGCUACCCGUCCUGGCCGGAGGGUCACCCUAG